Aspergillus versicolor CBS 583.65 is the source of this 373-nucleotide messenger RNA. RefSeq lists its product as uncharacterized. The transcript is spliced from 2 exons. The record is from RefSeq and is a predicted model, not a curated record. NCBI's taxonomy places the organism in Eukaryota, Fungi, Ascomycota, Eurotiomycetes, Eurotiales, Aspergillaceae. Bases 6 to 317 code for a protein of 103 amino acids.
CCGAGAUGUUUGGUUGUGAUAUUGCCAAUUAUAAGGAUAAUAUAGUAAGACUCCAGCGUCAUUCACUCAUCAAGGCCGGAUCCCUCCUUCCAGGGCCCUUGACUAUCCAUGAGAAUGCGCUGGCACGCUUCCUUAUGGCCAAGGGUACAACUGACUUGGCCGAUCUUACGACCAAAGAUGAAAGACAGGGAAGAUUCUUCUUUGGCUUUGAAGUUGAUCUUCCGUGGGAUGAGACACUACUUCUGGUAAGUGGUAUCUGGGCUGCGUUCGGGUUGAUAAGGAUACGGACUGGAAUGUCUGGAAGUAGGGCAUGCUAAAUGAGCAUGGCCACGACGCACGCUUGAAGUAAAUCCUUGAUAGACUUGGAGUUGGC